This is a messenger RNA of Erythranthe guttata (spotted monkey flower), 2617 nucleotides long. Its product is annotated as LRR receptor-like serine/threonine-protein kinase RPK2. The record is from RefSeq and is a predicted model, not a curated record. Gene Ontology annotation, biological process: protein phosphorylation. NCBI's taxonomy places the organism in Eukaryota, Viridiplantae, Streptophyta, Magnoliopsida, Lamiales, Phrymaceae. Gene Ontology annotation, molecular function: protein binding; protein kinase activity; ATP binding.
AUGGAUUUGCUUUCGUUUCUUGUUUUCUUCUGCAUUCUCUCAUCGGUCUCCGGUCAAUUUUCCGACGAAAAGGCGGCCCUUUUGGAGAUCAAGAAAUCACUUUCCGACCCACAUGGAAUCCUCGCCACCUGGAACGCCGCCGCCGCCUCCGACCACCACUGCUCCUGGUACGGUGUUUCCUGUGAUUCAGACAACAGGGUUUCUUGUCUGAAGAUCGGAGGUAACUUCUCUCUCUCCCCUUCUUGCUCAUCGAAAAAAUCCGAGUUCUCGUUGCAUGCUUUCGGUAUCGAAAGAAACUGCUCCGAGCCAAAACAAUUAAGCGGCGGCAGGCUCUCGUCUGCUGUGGGGAAUCUCACACACCUCAGGAUUCUCUCGCUCCCGUACAACAACCUCGCCGGAGAGAUUCCCGUCGAGAUUUGGCAAUUGAAAAAUCUCGAAGCGAUCGAUCUCGAAGGAAACGACUUCGCCGGAGAUUUCUCCGGUUACCGAUUCUCCGGUAUGAAAAAAUUGAGUGUUCUUAAUUUAGCAUUCAACGGAAUCUCCGGUCCGUUUCCACGUUCGUUGUCCGAAUGCAAUGGCUUGAGGGUUUUGAAUUUAGCGGGAAAUGAGAUCGGUGACGUCAUUCCCGAAUUCAUUGGCGGUUUGAGGAAUCUAAGCGUGUUGAAUUUGUCGUUUAAUCGGUUGGUCGGAUCUUUUCCGAGUUCGUUGGGAUUCGAUUGUGGGAAUCUCGAGCAUUUGGAUUUAUCGGUUAAUUUGUUACGCGGGGAAAUUCCGCGCGCUUUGGGGAAUUGCACACGUUUGAGGACACUUUUGUUGUCUUCGAAUUUAUUGCGCGGUGCUAUCCCUAACGAGAUUGGAGAGAUCCGAAGCCUCGAAGUGUUGGAUGUUUCUAGAAACGGCUUACGUGGGGCCCUCCCACCGAAUCUAGGCAAGUGCGAGAAUUUGUCGGUUCUUGUCCUCUCGAGUGGGGUCCACUUUCGUGGUCCACGUGGAGGAUAUUCCGUCGCAGCAUUGAAUGAGUCGAAUUCGUUCGAGGGUUCCAUUCCGGAAGAGAUCACGAAGCUUCCGAUAUUGGAGAUUGUGUGGGCCCCACUUGCCGGUUUCGGAGGCAAAUUCCCGAGCAAUUGGGGAAAAUGUGAGAGCUUAACAAUGGUGAACUUAGCUCACAACUCAUUUACCGGUGAUAUCUUCGAUGCAUUUACGAGAUGCAAUAAUCUCCGAUAUCUUAACCUAAGCUACAACCGGUUGAGCCGACAGUCGGACGAAAAUCUUCAUUUUCCGUGCAUGGAAACGUUCGAUAUUAGCGGGAACUUGUUAUCGAAGCCAAUCCAAAACUUCAAUGACACAAAUAUCUGCCACCAAGCGCAAAACGAGCUUGCCUCUUCACGCGCUACACCAUCUUCGUCUUACGUGUCGUUCUUCUCACAACAACAAGAAGAAGAGCCACAUCAGCACCAAAACGGUGACAAAAAACCGAAAAAACCGCACCAUAACCGAUCAAAACCUGCACAAUCAAACUCCAGCGGCCGAACCCGAGCGAUGUACUUCCUCAUAGCGGGGUGCGCAAUUACCAUAUUCUCCGCCCUGUCAAUCCUCCUAGGUUUCCUAGCCGUGUUCUGUUUUUGCAAGAAAACGCCGACGACGACAACAGCCGCUUCAGAAUCCUCCGCGCCACCACCUCAGCGCACGAAGCGAGUCACACUUUUCAACGACAUCGGCGUACCUCUAACGUACGACAUCAUCAUUCAAGCCACACAGAACUUCCACCGUAGGAACUGCAUCGGGAACGGAGGGUUCGGAUCGAUCUACCGCGCCGACAUCGCGCCGGGGACCACAGUCGCCGUCAAGAAACUCACCGCCCAACGCAACCAGGGGGCCCCACAGUUUAUCGCCGAGGUCAGCAUCCUCGGAAGAAUUAAACACCCACACCUCAUAACCCUAAUCGGCUACUACGCGAACCGAGAUGAAAUGUUCCUUAUCUACAAUUACCUCCCCGGGGGUAAUUUGGACCGGUUCAUAAGAGAUCGCGCGAGGCGGGCGUUCGACUGGAGCGUGCUCCACAAGAUAGCCCUCCACGUAGCGUACGCGAUCUCCUACCUGCACGAACACUGUAGCCCUAGUGUUCUCCACCGAGAUAUCAAGCCGAGCAAUAUCUUAUUGGAUAAUGAUAACAACGCCUACCUGUCGGAUUUCGGCUUGUCGAGGAGCCUUCCGACCAAUGCGACGCAUGCGACUACCCGUGUGGCGGGGACUUAUGGGUAUAUCGCGCCCGAGUAUGCGCUGACCGGGAGGAUAACGAACAAGGCGGAUGUUUAUAGCUACGGCGUGGUGUUGCUGGAGCUGAUGUCGGAUAAACGGGCUUUGGAUCCGUCGUUUUAUAUGCACGAGGACGGGUUCAACAUCGUUUCGUGGGCGGGAUUGCUGCUCAAGGAGGAUCGGCCCGAGGAUAUUUUCUUCCAGGGCUUGUGGGAAUCGGGCCCGCAGGACAAGCUCGUAAAGAUACUGCAUGUGGCGCUAUUGUGCACCGUCGUUGUGCUCGAUGCGAGGCCGACGAUGGAUCAGAUUGUGCAGCGGCUCGAACAGCUUCAUUAGUGCCUGCACCUCAUAAGAUGUGAGG